Molecule: messenger RNA, 1299 nt
Organism: Lithohypha guttulata
Lineage: Eukaryota; Fungi; Ascomycota; Eurotiomycetes; Chaetothyriales; Trichomeriaceae
Exons: 1
Coding region: 1-1299 (432 amino acids)
Source: RefSeq, a predicted model, not a curated record
AUGGUUUUCAGUACUCUGCUUCGAGAACCCAACCAUGACUUACGAUGGCUACGAAUGGUGAUUCCUGCUGCAACUGUCAACUUGGCAGUGUCAACAUCAUUGAUCUGCCUGGGGUCAGUGUUUGAAUAUUUCUCUAAGCCGAUCGGUUCUCGCAAUCCGUCUACGAGCAUUAGCUUCUACCAGAAAGCAAUCAGUGCCCUUCAGAAUGAGAUCAAUGAGCUGGAGUAUGGCUUAUUGCCAGCAUUCAUGGCCAGUAUCGUUCUCGCAGCAAGUGAAGCCCUCUUCCGGCGCAUGCCUGCUGCAUUGAUCCAUCUCCAAGGUGCUUUUCGAAUCCUUGGACUUGCGAGCGAAGUUUCGAAGCAUUCACUCAACACGAAGUGUAUUGAGGGGAACGAGGACAUCAAUGACAUAGCUUUGAACAUGGACAUGCAUACAGCAUGGUAUCGACUUUCUCAACCACCGGACUUACCGCUGAACUUCGGCCUUAGCGGAAACUUGACAGAGAGAAGAGAUAUCAUAAACGAGCGACGCCUCUUUGCCUCUCUUCUGCAUGAUUGCUAUCAUUUCGCAUGCAAAGCUGCGACAUUCAAGUAUCGGCCCUUCACAUCGAUACCAUCUUCAAUUCUUGCUGAGCAACAGACGCUCGUCGCGUCACUGGAUCGGUGCUUAGCUCUUCUCAACAUUGAUAGCACCGCUGAUAAUGAGGCGCACAAAGCUGAAAGUCUAAUCCAGAAAUGUCAAUGCCUGAGUACUUUUAUCUACCUGAGCACGAUUCUGCAGCCAUACGAGAAGGCCUAUGAUGCUUUCGAAAUUAAGUUCUGCCAGAUCAUCGAGACUGCACAGUUCAUCAUCGACAAUUACUACCAGAAUCACUCCUCGCUGCCGUUCUUUCGUUUUCGACCAGGGAUUUUCCAACCUCUGUAUUUCACAGCCAUGAAGUAUCGCAAUUCCUAUCAACGGCGACGAGCGGUAGAGCUGAUCAGGCGAAUCGGGUUCGAGGGUCCCUGGAAUGCACAGCUCAUGGCAGCGAUAGCAACCCGAGCCAUCAAUAUUGAGGAGGCAUCGAAUGUUCCGGAUGUGCCAAAUCUGUCUGUCCACCAAAUCUCAGAGUGCACACGAGUACAUGGCAGUGGUCAUGUGUCACCAGCUGUCGAAAACAUUCAGUCUUCUAUUUUCGCCGAAGCUGAGUUCAGUAUCUGCACUGAUGUCAAGGGCAUGAUAGCUGCUGCAGACGAACUGGAACAACGUCAAUUUUGGAACAUCUGGACAGAGCAAGUGCAAAUACCUGAUUACGUGUGA